CGUUAGCAUCAUGCGAUUCUCCAACCUGCCUCGCUUUAUGCGACGCAACAGUGACGCCAUUUCAUCUCGCACCGGCUUUUGCAAGCAUCGUGAAAAGAUCCUGAAAUUUGAAUUUACGUUUCUAAAAUGGUAAAAAUCUUUGUUGGAAACCUCUCGCCGAACACUACGGCUGAGGAGAUCCGUUCCCUCUUCUCUCAGUAUGGCAAGAUCUCAGAGUGUGACAUUGUGAAGAACUUUGGCUUUGUGCACAUGGAUAGCAAAUCGGAGGCAGAUGAAGCCAUUCAAAAUCUUCACCAUUACAUGCUGAAUGGUUUGGCCAUGAAUGUGGAGAUGAGCAAAGGGAAACCCAAGACCUCUACAAAACUCCAUGUGGGGAACAUCAGCAGUAGCUGCACCAACCAAGAACUCAGGGCCAAGUUUGAGGAGUACGGACCUGUGGUUGAGUGUGAUAUUGUGAAGGACUAUGCUUUUGUUCACAUGGAGCGAGUGGAAGAUGCUAUGGAAGCCAUCAGUGGCUUGGACAACACAGCCUUUCAAGGCAAACUGAUGAGCGUGAAGCUUUCGACUAGCCGCCUGCGUACUGCGCCGGGAAUGGGAGAAAGAACGGGUUGUUAUCGGUGCGGGCAGGAAGGCCACUGGUCCAAAGAAUGUCCAUUGGACCAGAACGGCUCCUACAGAGAGGGCCCGAGCUCAGAAGAAUAUGGGCCCGUCAGGUUCGGUUCGGGCGGCGAACGUGGUGGCCGGGGUUUUCAUCGCGGCUUCAGUGGCGAGCCGGCCUAUGCUGGCAGCUUUGCCCCUUCACAUGGCUUUACCCGUGGAGCAGGGUAUGCAGUCCCUGGGUAUGGAAGGGGUGCGGGUUUUGAGAGUGCAAUGGGUUACGGUAUGCCAGCGGGCUACGGUGUUGGCGCGGAUAAUAGCAUGGCCCCAGUUUACGGAAGCGAGGCUGCGUAUGGGACUAGUGGCAUGGCCUACCCCGGUGCGUUGCCUGCGUACCCGAUACGACGACCACCUUAUGAGGAAAGAGAUCCGUAUGGGGUAGUGGACUUCUACGAGAAAUAUCGGGCACGUCCGUACGGAGGCAGUUAUUUCGAAGAUAGACGCGCGGUUCCACCUCCUGUCCCUCCUCCCCCCACUUCUACAGCAGUUGUGAGAGAGCGCCUGCCCUCCUCUAACCUUGUCGACCCAUAUGAGCGCCAUCCCCUUCCCCCUCCUCCGGCUCCCACCUCUUCAUACUAUGUCCGUGAACGGAGCCCGGUUCGACGAGCUCCACAUGAGGCGGAGGGAUACGCGUAUGAGCGGUCGCGCCUCUCUCCCAUCUCUGCGCUUCCCAGGACUGCUGCGUAUGACGUACCGCGGGAUCCAUACGCUGAACGGGCGCGCUAUGCUUACUAGCCUAAUUCACUCAGGUGGCUCUUGGUUGCUCACGGAUCAUUUUAGAAGUUGUGAUGCUUCCUGUCUCGACUGGGUCACAGGCAGUAGAGAUGGCCCACAUCUC
Messenger RNA from Danio aesculapii, 1495 nucleotides. RefSeq names its product RNA binding motif protein 4.1 (gene rbm4.1). Gene Ontology annotation, biological process: mRNA splicing, via spliceosome. Gene Ontology annotation, molecular function: mRNA binding; zinc ion binding. The transcript is spliced from 4 exons. Gene Ontology annotation, cellular component: nuclear speck; cytosol. The record is from RefSeq and is a predicted model, not a curated record. NCBI's taxonomy places the organism in Eukaryota, Metazoa, Chordata, Actinopteri, Cypriniformes, Danionidae. Bases 127 to 1392 code for a protein of 421 amino acids.